AUGGAGCAAGAGGAGAUCCUGAGGAAAUUCAUCCAGAGCGUCCAGGCCAUGAAGGACACGGACCACAAUGGGGACGACAACUUCGCCAGCGACUUCAUGAGGUUAAGAAGAUUAUCAACCAAAUAUAGAACUGAAAAAAUCUAUCCAACAGUCACUGGAGAAAAAGAAGAAAAUGUUAAAAAGAACAGAUAUAAGGACAUACUGCCAUUUGACCACAGCCGAGUUAAACUGACUUUAAAAACACUCCCGCAAGAUUCAGACUAUAUCAAUGCAAAUUUUAUUAAGGGAGUACAUGGGCCACAAGCAUAUGUUGCUACCCAGGGACCAUUAGCAAACACUGUAAUAGAUUUCUGGAGGAUGAUAUGGGAGUACAAUGUUGCAAUAAUUGUAAUGGCCUGUCGAGAGUUUGAAAUGGGACGGAAAAAAUGUGAGCGGUACUGGCCUUUGCAUGGAGGAGAAAGUGUAACUUUUGGACCAUUUCAGAUUUCUUGUGAAGCUGAACAAGCAAGAACAGACUACUAUAUUAGAACGCUAUUACUUGAAUUUCAAAAUGAAACUCGUAGGGUAUAUCAGUUUCAUUACGUGAACUGGCCUGACCACGAUGUACCUUCGUCUUUUGAUUCUAUUCUGGACAUGAUCAGCUUAAUGAGAGAAUACCAGGAGCAUGAAGAUGUGCCUAUUUGUAUACACUGCAGUGCAGGGUGUGGAAGAACGGGAGCCAUCUGUGCCAUAGAUUAUACAUGGAAUUUGCUAAAAGCUGGGAAAAUACCAGAAGAGUUCAAUGUGUUUAAUUUAAUACAAGAUAUGAGGACACAAAGGCAUUCUGCAGUGCAGACCAAGGAGCAGUAUGAACUUGUCCAUCGAGCCAUAGCACAACUGUUUGAAAAGCAACUACAGAAAUAUGAGAGUCACACAGACUGGAAGAUUGCUGAUGGAGUGAAUGAAACUAGUACAGAGAAAACUGUCAAUUCUGUAGAUCUUGAGAAACAGGACUCUCCUCCACCAAAGCCUCCACGGACCCGCAGUUGUCUUGUAGAAGGAGAUGUUAAGGAAGAAAUCUUGCAGCCUCCAGAGCCUCACCCAGUACCACCCAUCUUAACACCAUCUCCUCCUUCAGCUUAUCCGACAGUCACUACUGUGUGGCAGGACAAUGAUAGAUACCAUCCAAAGCCAGUUUUGCACAUGGUUUCAUCAGACCAUUCAACAGACCUCAAUGAAAACUAUAAUAAAUCAACAGAACAUUCAGGAAAAAAUGAACCCAAUGAACAUGUGGAGAAAAAGCUGGAGCGUAACUUAAGUUUUGAAAUUAAGAAGGUACCUCUUCAGGAGGGACCACGAAGCUUUGAUGGGAAUACUCUUUUGAACCGAGGACAUGCAAUUAAAAUGAAGUCUGUUUCAUCUUGUGUAAUGGAUAAGAACUCUAAGCCACUGGAUCAUAGUUCAGGGGAUUCGCUUGUAGACUCUUUUCAAAACUGUAGUAUGGAAAACAAAGCCUUAGUAGCUUCACUGGAAGGGCUGCAGAGCCAGAAGGAUUCUGAUGCUCCACCAAGACCAGACCGUCUGCUUCUCAAAGAGAAGGGGCAUGCCAUGUGGUCACUACAUGGGCCUGAAAAUGCACUGCCUACAUCUGCAUCUGAGGAUAUGUCUUCAGAUGUCUUAAGUCAUGGUAUUAAAACUGCCUCUCUGGUACCAAACCCCACAUCUCAAGUGGAAUGCUCUUCCAGCGAAACAGUUGAUCAUCAGAGUAGUUCGCUUUUAGUUAGAGCACCCCUCUGUUUUACUAAUCCUCUUCAUUCCGAUGAUUCUGACACAGAUGAGAGGAACGUUGAUGGAGCCAUGACCAAAAGUAUGUCUAAUAUUUCAACCGCAAGUGCCACAGUUUCUGCUUCCACUAGUACUGAAAACAUUUCUGCUAGAAAAGUAUUAUCAAUGUCCAUUGCUAGACAAGAUGUUCCAAGCCUAAGACAUUCUGAAGAGGAAAAAGAUGCUGAUGUGAGUGAAGACUCCUCUCCCCCACUACCAGAAAGAACACCAGAAUCAUUUGUAUUAGCAAGUGAUCAGAAUGCACCUUUGACCAAGCCUGUUACAUUUUCACAAUCUGCUGAAAGGAGUAUACUGCAUGAUCAGAAUCUUCCUGAACAAACAGAAUCUACAGGCUUGAAAACAGCUGGAUGUGUAAAACUUGAUAAUCUUGAAAUGGGCAACAAAACACCAGCUGAUACUAUACCUCAGAUUCCUCUUUCUAGUUCCACUGAUAGAAGAGGUCAAACUACAGAAAUUCCAGUAGAAAUCACAGAUAUUGGUUUUGGUAACCGUUGUGGAAAGCCAAGAGGACCAAGAGAGCCACCAUCAGAAUGGACAUGAUGAAAAAGAAAAUGGUCACUCUGGAAAAGUCAA
Molecule: messenger RNA, 2397 nt
Organism: Emys orbicularis (European pond turtle)
Lineage: Eukaryota; Metazoa; Chordata; Testudines; Emydidae
Gene: PTPN12
Product: protein tyrosine phosphatase non-receptor type 12
Exons: 18
Coding region: 1-2364 (787 amino acids)
Biological process (GO): cellular response to epidermal growth factor stimulus; regulation of epidermal growth factor receptor signaling pathway; peptidyl-tyrosine dephosphorylation
Cellular component (GO): cytoplasm; nucleus
Molecular function (GO): non-membrane spanning protein tyrosine phosphatase activity
Source: RefSeq, a predicted model, not a curated record